Lepisosteus oculatus (spotted gar) is the source of this 2015-nucleotide messenger RNA. Its product is annotated as acetylcholinesterase collagenic tail peptide-like. Gene Ontology annotation, cellular component: extracellular matrix. Lineage: Eukaryota; Metazoa; Chordata; Actinopteri; Semionotiformes; Lepisosteidae. The record is from RefSeq and is a predicted model, not a curated record.
CUGCAAGCUUGCAGUUUUAGCUUCAGCAUGUGCCUUUCCAUCCCAGGUUUUCAGAUAUACUAAGAUCCAUCUGAAGAUCCAAGUGAGAGAGAAGCCAUUGGAAAUUUUCAUGUGGUCUGGACCUGUAUUAAUCCUGUCUUAAGUAAGAUGACAUCAAAAUUUGCUGUCAUCAUUACCCAGUUUUUCUUUGGGUACAUAUUAAUACAUGUGAAUCAUCUUUCAGCUUCCUUGUUGAUCGCAUCAGUGAAUACAAAUGGUUUGGAAUGCUGCAAAAUCUGCAUUCAGCCUCCUCCUCCACCACCUUUCCCGCCACCGUCUUUAAAAUGGAUAUUCAUGAUACGAAACCAAGCGAGACAGGAGGAGGUUUUGUUACAUUUGCCCUCUGCACCAAUGACUGAACAUUUCAAUGGAUGUGAAGAUCUCUAUUUAUCAGCUGUUCCUACAGCUGACACUAGAUUGCUGAGCAUUAGAGGUCCAAAGGGUGAAAAGGGACAGAGAGGACAAAGAGGCAGUAAGGGCCUCCCUGGUCAAGUAGGAUUAAUAGGACCUCCAGGGUUGCCAGGCUCUAUUGGACCUCCAGGACAAAAGGGGGAGAAAGGGAAUAGAGGCUGGGUUGGUAUUUCAGGAGAAAAAGGAAUGCGAGGAAAAAUAAAGGGGCAACAGGGACAGAAAGGUGCUAAAGGACAAAAAGGAAUAAAGGGUAAAAAGGGAACUCCCGGUGAAAAGGGUUCUCCUGGAUAUUCUGGACCUAUUGGCUAUAAGGGUGGUAUAGGGCCAAGAGGAAAUGUUGGCUUAGAUGGAUCAGAAGGCCCGAGAGGAAUACCAGGAAAAAGAGGAUUAUCAGGAAUAAAUGGUGACUCUGGCGUCCCUGGGAUCACAGGGCCUGUGGGUCCUACAGGUGCCCGUGGCCCACCUGGACGACCUGGAUCACCAGGACCAGUUCAUAUUGUACCUGGACCAAAGGGAGAAAAAGGUCAUCCUGGCCUUACAGAGAAAUGUACCUGUGUGCAGCAAAAUAUUCAUCAACCAGUGAAUAACUCAGAAUAUAUUGAUAUUUCAUCUAUAUAUAUUGUGAACAAUGAAGAGGAGCUGUCCCACAUAAAACCAAAAAAUGUGAUGGUCCUAAGAAGAGAUACUCGCACUUUAUACGUCUACAAUGAAGCUGGGUGGAUCAAAGUGCAGGCAUAUCUACCAGAUUCUCAUCAGUUCUGUGGGGAUGGUGUUCUUCAUUCAGAAUACGGGGAAGAGUGUGAUGAUGGAAACCAGGAUGAAUCUGACAAUUGUAUAAACUGCUUGAAUGCUUUCUGUGGAGAUGGCCACAGGCACGUGGGAGUAGAAGAAUGUGACCAACUUGAUUUAGGACAACUUACAUGCGCUUCUUACUUGCCAGGGUCUUACGGGAUCUUGAAGUGUGACAGAUACUGCAAAAUUGAUUCAACAGACUGCCGUUUUUUCAGAGACUAACUUCAAACCCCCUUUAAAAGCACUGACAUCUUAUUUAUCCAACAAAAUGAACAUCAUUAACUAUGGAAAAUAAUACAAAUGAAUGCAUUCUAGCAUAUUAAGACAAAUAAUGAAAGUAAUGUGUAUAUAAGCAUCUAUACUCCUCAUUAAAAAAAUGACACCAGUCCAAUGUACAGGCGGUUCCUCUGCUUCCUUGCAUGUUUCAAAAUGUAUAUAGUCAGAACUGUCUGUUUCUUUCAAAUUAUCUACUUCACGUCUCAACUGUUGAAAGGACUGAAAUAUAACCUCAAAAUGUGCUUUAUUACUGAUUAGCGGUCUAUCAACAUCACAAAAGUGAAAUCAGUAACUAAAAAUCACUUUUUACUUAGAUUAAAAUACAAAUAGAAACACAUACAGUUAUAAGAAUCUUAGUUACAGAAAGCCUCCCUAUACUGACAUGGCUGAUAUUAAAAAAAUAUUUAUUAGUGGGGGGGUUUUAAGUGUUAAGUCUUUGUCACAUAACAUAAUUAUGAUUAUUUGUAAUCCUGCACAAGACCAACAUUGAUAAAGAU